This is a messenger RNA of Rhopilema esculentum, 2245 nucleotides long. Lineage: Eukaryota; Metazoa; Cnidaria; Scyphozoa; Rhizostomeae; Rhizostomatidae. The record is from RefSeq and is a predicted model, not a curated record.
AGUUUUAGAAAAGACGCUUUAUUUAAAGGUGUUAAUCAAAAUGCGUGAGUGAACACCAUUUCUAUAACGUAACAUACUUUUUCAAAAGCAUUGUUCUUUGAGUUGUUUUUGUACGGUUUGGUUGUUAAAAGUUUAAUAUUGGAAAACAGUUUUAUUUUCUGUUCUUAUAUGUCUGUUGAGGCGAAAAACACAGCAGAUUUUUGGCGACGAGAAUUGUGGAAAACGAUUUACUAAUCUGUUAAAGUAAAUAGCAAUUUCAUUUGUUUCCUAGGAAAGAUUUCAAUCAAUCUAUUGUCCAAAUGGGACUUUUCAUGCUCGUGACCUUGCUUCUCAAUAUUUUCUGCUUUGCUUCGAUAAAGUCAGACGAGAAUCAAGGUACAAGCAAAUCUGUUUUCAAAGAAGUGCACAACCCUACUCAGAUAACGACAAGCAUGUUGCAUAAAAUCUUCCAUCAAUGCAGCCUUGAUAACACCUGUCGUUACGUUGUUAAGGAUAUCAAGAACCACAUUUUUCAUCGAUUUAGAGAUGAGCAAGAUAUCCCGACCGAGAGAUCAAACGUCGUUAUAUGGUCUAAGAAACAGGCAAGAAGAGGCGUUCAAGGAAAUAUAGCUUAUAAGAAGCCGUCCUUGCAUUCAUCCGCUCAUAAAUAUGAUGGAAUUGCAUUUGUUGCCAGCUUUGGAAAUGACGGUAACAAAACUGGGGCCUUGCAGCGAUGCAGUAUCACCAAAAAAGACAUAGUACCCUGGUGGCAAGUGGACCUAACAAGGCAAGCUGCUGUCACAAUUGUUCAAAUAAAAAGUGGCGCAACAUGGGGUCAAGAAAAAAUCAAUCCAUUCGAUAUCGGUGUUGGAGAUGCUAGAUCAAGUGGCGGACGAAACAAUGCGCUUUGCGUAAAAGAUGGAACGUUGGCAAUCGGAGAAUUGAAAAAGUUUGAUUGUCCAAGGCUUUUUUUGCUUGGUCGGAAUGUGACUGUGUUCUUGAACAGGGAAGAAUAUCUUCAAGUAUGUGAGCUUGAGGUUUAUAAAUUUCAAACAGAAUGGUUCGUGUAAAAGAUCGUUAUUGGUAGAUUUCAUGUUAUAUAAUGAUCAUUCCGUAUGUAUGCUCUUUGCAGAGUCUUUAACGGCAUGUUGAAGUUGCUUUGAAAAAAGCAAACACUAUGAAACAUACUGAGGUUUUCCGUUGGAGUAACACUCUUUGGAGUAUAAAUCGUCAGAACAUAGAUUAAAUAACUUUCAUUUCUUUCCUUCUUGCUUUAUUUUUAUAACAUUUGCGCACUUUUCUCUCUUUUAUGUCAUCAAAACAUCGAGAAUCUUUAGGAUCCUGUUAGCAUAGGUUCCUAAUCUCUGAUUGGCUGAGCGACCAAAAUCCUGCAUAUCCCAUUAGCCAAUCAGAAUUCAACAAUAUAAUAACAAAUUUACCUUGCAGCUAAAUUUAGGCCAAUUUUUGAUGUUUUUACCACUACCCGCAAGAAAUAAUGGUGUCAAAUGUGCUGAAAGAUAAUCUAAAUUUUCUUUAAAGAAUUGAAUCUUUGAUGAAUUCAUGGAAAAACUGCCGUUGUACUCAGCAAACAAUUUUCGCGAUCAUUAGUUAGAAAGAAUUGAAACUGUCCCUUUCAAAUCCACAUAAUAAGGGGGAGGGAGAACAGAAAAAUUAAAGUAUUUUAACCUUAAAAGUUGGUUUAUCUACAUAAUUAACAAAUAUGAACUUACCUUUACAAGCCAAUGUUAAAAUCUUGUCUUGUCGGCAUUGAUAUUUGUGUUAACGACAAAAUAAAUCACUAAAUUCCACUUAAAAAGAGAAUGCAGUCCACCUUUCUCUUAAAAUAACUACAGUUGUAUAAUUUCUUUUGGGCUAAGGUACUUUGUAUAUUCCUUUUUAUGGCUUGAAGAUCGAUGAAAAGCUCACGUCUACUGAUGUUCACUGCUAUGGCUGAGUAAAAGCUGACGCAAUUCGUCAACGGUGAAAAGGGCGGGAAAAUGACAAAUGAAAAUGCAUCAUUUAAGAAAAAUUACCUUUUCUUGGGGAAAAAAUUUCCCCCUUGUCUCCAUUGGGAGUUACGGCCCUGAAACAGAGCUACUUAAUUGGGCUAGCCAUCACGAUAGACAAACCCAAAUCAGCACCUGUAGACGCUCUGGCAAAAAGUUCCACCGUAUUUUAGUUGUUUACAGAUACCGCUCUUUUUACUGUUAAAAAAUCCUUCAAAACUUUGAACUACCAUAUCCGAAAAAUCCUGUUACGUUUCUGA